AACUUUCUAUUUGGUUAUUAUAGCUGCUGCUGUCCGCGCCGACUCAAUCUGUGUCUACUGUGGUCCUCGUUCUGCAGCUGGUUUUUACGUUCUUUGGAACGCUUCUUUGGUUGGUUUGGUGCAGGGAUCGCCAAACGUCCAUUGAUAACAAUCCCGUUAUGUCUCGUGUUUGUCAGUGUCUGUUCCGUGGGGUUUGUUUGGUUCCAGUCAGAAACAAGAACUGAAAAACUGUUCAUACCUCAAGACAGCAAGUCCAUAAAUGACUUGGAAAUUGCUGAGAAAUACUUUCGAGUCAAGAUUCGAGAGGAAAUCAUCCUUUUGGUGGCAUUGCCCGGUAAUCAGAAUAUUCUUUCUCCUGAGUGUCUAAGACAGGCCUUUCAAGCUCACAAUGCAGUUAUAGAAUUGGAGUCGUAUACCAAUUUUUGUGUCACACUAUCAGCGAACAAAUCAAAGUCACCAGAAGAAUGCGUGAUGAUCAACCCGCUGGAAUUCUUACAGUUCAAUGAAAGUAAACUGAGUGGUAAAGACCCAACACAGAUUCAACAUGAACUAAGUAAAGCGUACAACGACACCAGCUCGCUCAUGCGCAAUGGACGCCCUUUCUGGUUCAACUUCAACCGUAUGUUUGGUGAUGCUAUUCGCAAAGAUGGAAUCGUAACCGAAGCCAAAGCAUUGCAAAUGAUUUAUCUCAUUCAAGACCCUAGCGACGACGAAACGAACGAAAAAGUUCUCGCUUGGGAGAAGAAUUUCGUGGACAAGGUAGCUUCAUUAGUUGACAAACUUCCCUGCUUUGAAGUCCAUUACUCAAGUGAAAGGAGCUUGGACGAUGCUAUCGCCGAGAGCAGUGGGUCUGAUGUUUCACUUGUGGCAAUAACUUUCACCAUCAUGAUCUCGUUUGCUUGCUUCAUACUAGGAAAGUUCUUAAAUCCGCUGACCGGACAUUCCCUGCUCGCUAACGCAGGAGUGUUCGCAGUGGCUUUAGGUAUUUUGGCGGGGCUUGGCCUUGGUAUGUGGUUCCGAGUGCCAUUUAUCAGUCUCGUGGGAGUGCUGCCAUUCCUGGUUCUUGGAGUCGGCAUCGACGACAUGUUUAUCAUGGUAGAUGAGCUUGAUCGACAGCCACGUGAUCUUUCAACGGUUGAAAAGAUCAAAGCGGUUAUGAAGCAUUCGGCGCCGACUGUUUGCAUGACAACAAUGACCGAUUUGGUAGCGUUUGCUGUUAGCACUUCCACGUCAUUUCCGGCCAUAAGGUAAAAUAGUGCAAACUAAGUGAGAAUUUAACUUACACUAAAUUACAUCCCUCUUCUCGAAUGUAGCACUGAUCAUCUUAGGCAAGACACUUCUUUCUCGCUCACGAAGCCUCUUUCCAUCAGUAAUAAUAAUAACCAAUUGUUUGGCAAAUUGAGGAGUUCCCGGGGGAGCUCCUGGACUAACUGGGCUAUUCACUUCAUCCUACAGAGUGAGAGAUUGAAAGGGAAAUAGUAUAGUGGGUCACUAAGCUUUAGUGACUGAAUGCGUGGCAUGUUUUAAGGAUACUUCAGUCUUUCUAAAUUUUGAAAAGAAAACCAUAAGGGAUUGAUUUGUAGUUUGACUGUUGUAAGUCACAUUGGUAAUCAAUUUGUUAAAUAAAGUAACAAUAAUGAAAUGAUCAACUUUCGUAGCAAUCCUCCUAAAGCGUGACAACAAAUUCAUUUCCCCCUCCUUCUCGCACGAAAACCCACCGAGAGCUUACUACCCAGACCAGAGUUAGAAUCGGCUCAGUUUAUUUUCAUGAUUACCUGUUUGUAAACUAAAAGACUUCUUCCGUUUAGGUAUUUCUGUAUCUACGCCGGUUUGACCGUCACUUUCUCUUUUCUCAUGAUCGUCACAUACUUCGUGGCUAUCAUGUCAUUUGACGUAAGACGCAUUAAGUCGGGGCGCAGAGACUGUUUACCAUUCUGCCAUGCCCCUCCGCCGAAGGAAGGUGCGCCUGCCUGGGAUGAGCCUCUUCCACAGACGUCAAAUCGUGCCAUGGAGUACUGGGGCAAGUUCGUGACAAAACCGACGACUAAAAUUGUAGUCAUUUUCCUCUCACUGUCUCUCCUUGGUGCUGGGAUUUAUGGAGUCACUCAAGUGGACGAGGAGUUUGAUAGGAGAAUCUUAGCAAAGGAUGAUUCAUACUUGAAACGAUUUCUGACCGCUCAACAAAAUCACUUUGAACUUUCCCUUCCAGUGAGCAUCGUGGAGACUGGUGGGGUCGAUUACGGAAUGAGCUCCACUCAGGAACAAAUCAGAGCACUUACGUCAAUCGUUACGGAGAAUAAACACUAUAAAAACCUGUCUUUCUCGUGGAUGGAUGCAUUUGCACAGUAUGCUAAGAAGUCUAAUAAGAACAUAACUGGUGAAUGGUUUUUGCCUGAAUUGAAAGCGUUCCUCCGUAUCCCUGACUUUGCAUAUUUCAAUCAAGACUUACGUUUCUCCGCAGACAACUCAAAGUUGGAAGCUUCUCGCAUACUCGGUUUUAUGAAGGAUUCUGCCAGCUCCACUUUUCGAAAAGAUGCAAUGAUCACGCUACGAGAAAAAAUAACCGAAAGAUCGAAACUUAAUGCAUUUCCGAUCAAUCGGAAUUUCAUUUUCAUUGAACAGUACGCUAUCACGUCAAGGGAGACUAUAAGGAACCUAUUGAUCGCGGGCCUUACGGUCGUAAUCAUCACGAGCCCCUUUUUGGUGGACUUCACCGUGACGCUCCUCGUGUUGCUUAACUUUGCGGCCCUGAUAUGCGAGUUAUUUGGUUUGAUGGUCAUCUGGGGAGUAUCCCUGAACACAGUCUCUAUGGUCAAUCUUGUCAUGGCUAUUGGUUUUGCAGUUGAUUAUAGUGCGCACGUCGCGCAUGCUUACGUGACAUCUGACAAAGCAACAGCCAAUGAGCGAGUGAUAGAGGCUCUAAGCACACUAGGUGCGAGUGUCCUCAUGGGAGGUGAGUGGUACACUGUAGAUGACACAGCGGUCAAACGUAAGGCAUCCGCAGGGGUCGCGCAAAAGUUACGAGAAGAAAUUAGUAGGUUGGUAGAAAACUGCAAAAGGAAGCAGAAACAGGGAAAAAAAACUUGAGACCUUGCGAACAAAAAAAAAAUAUUCAAGUACGAGUAUCGGGUAUCGUUCUAUCGAUCCAGAGAAUAUGAGCAAGAAAAUAUAGGCUCAAGUUCUCUAGGUUGUCGAGCUGACAGACCUGAAGAAUCAAAAUUUGAUAACUAUCAAUAAAUGAUUUUUUCCGACAUUGCCUUGAUGCGGCAGUUUUGAUAGAUUUUUGUAAAUUAAAAACUCAACUGUUUUUUCAUUUUGUUUAUGUCUAUCAGGUUGUAGUACGUUUCUUGGUAUGGUCAUACUUGCAUUUGCAGCUUCGGAAAUCUUCCGGAUUUUCUUCAAAAUGUUCUUCGGAAUUGUCGUGCUUGGUCUCCUACACGGACUGUGUAUCAUGCCCGUCUACUUGUCUUUCAUGUGCUGGAAGCCCGUUGUUAUUAAACCUUCCUCGACUGAGGACGAAACCGAAGAGAUGAGUGGAGGAGUGGUGCGACAAAAGGAUUCCCAAGUAUUUGGCAACGGUUUACAACUAGCAUCCCUUGCGAAUGAGGAGGAGAUUCCUGCUCACAGGAAGACUGCAUCGCAACUCUCUGAGGAUGGCACCCAAGCCCAGCAAAUUGAUAAAAACGGAAAGGGCAGCACCCAGCGUGAUGAUGACACUGUCAUCGAUGGAGGAAUUGAAAAUAAGGGGAUUACUUCUGAUGAAGAAGAAUUAGGGUUCAAGUCAACAGAUGAAAAUCAUAUAGGCAUAUAA
Molecule: messenger RNA, 3811 nt
Organism: Pocillopora meandrina
Lineage: Eukaryota; Metazoa; Cnidaria; Anthozoa; Scleractinia; Pocilloporidae
Source: the annotation of a GenBank genome assembly